AUGAAUUCUAUUCUUUCCGAUGAUGUCGAAACUUCUCUCGUCGUGAACGCGAGCAACAACAACAAGCACAACAACAGAGGAGAAGAAGAAGAAACCAUAACGAUGAUGGAUAACAACAACAAUCUCAGCGUCAACGAAAUGCCGAUGUCGCCGCAACCGUCGAAGGAAAAAGACCCGAUAAAACUUUGGGGGGUGAAACUUUUGUUUUCCGAGAGGAGCAUCUUUUGGCUCUUAGCCUCGGGGGCCUUGUUCGCCUACCUUGGAUUUACGACGGUGCAAGAGUACGUGUUUCGAAAUCACGCGAAAGAGGCUAUUGGGUUUCGCUUCGGCGGCGUCGUGACGCUGGUGACGAGUUUUACGUACGCUUUGUUGGGGUUUUUGGAACGGUUGGCGAACGACGAGUUUAGAGAGAGCGGUAGCGGGAGUAGCGGGAGUAGUAGUAGUACUAGUGGGGGGGGUAAUCAUAGCAGAGGAUUUAACGCGCUGAUAGAUGAUGAAGAACAGCAAAAACACAACAACAAGAACGCUUUUAGAGGGAAGAAUACGACGACGACGACGAGUUUUAAAAGGAGCUUUAAUAUUUUUAGAAGACGGGCGAAGCUUAAGGAUUACGUGCUUUUAGCGACCAUGACGAGCGGAGGGAUGUAUUUGACCAACUUUAGUUUAUCGUAUAUUAAUUACACGACGAGGAUUGUCGCCAAAUGUUCGAAAGUGAUACCGACGAUGGUCAUGGGGGCGUUGAUGCAAGGAAGGCGGUACGAGAAGAAAGAUUAUUUCGCGGCGAUGACUUUGGUGUGCGGAGUGUGUUUGUUCGCGCUGGGAGACAGAGCGAGUUUGCCGCAGUUCCAACCCAAAGGGGUGGUGAUGAUAGUGUGCGCGUUAUUUAUUGAAGCCGCGGCGGGGAAUUUCGAAGAGAAGAGGUUGUUCAACGUCAGUUUGCCGGCGUCGCACGCGGAAGUCGUCAUGCACGCGAAUAUUUUCGGACUUUUAAUGACUACGUUUGGAAUGACUUUAAACGGCGAGAUUUGGCCGAUAGUCGCCUACAUGAACUCCCACCGAGAGUGCGUGUUCCGAGCGAUGAUCGCGGCCUCUUUCGGAUACAUGAGCGUCUCCUUCAUCUUGCUUUCCAUUCGACAGUACGGCGCGACGAAUACAGAGAUUAUUAAAGCUUUGAGAAAAAUGCUCUCCAUCGCGCUGUCGUUACUCUUGUAUCCGAAACCGAUGGGUUGGAGAUACGUCACCGGUACGUGCGUGACCGCGUUCGGUAUCCUGACCUUAUACGCGAUCAAGAAGCGAAGGUACGUGAAAGCAGCUGGUAACGCCGAGGCUUUUAAAUAA
This is a messenger RNA of Bathycoccus prasinos, 1338 nucleotides long. RefSeq lists its product with no specific name. Bases 1 to 1338 code for a protein of 445 amino acids. Gene Ontology annotation, biological process: transmembrane transport. Gene Ontology annotation, cellular component: Golgi membrane; endoplasmic reticulum membrane. The record is from RefSeq and is a predicted model, not a curated record. Lineage: Eukaryota; Viridiplantae; Chlorophyta; Mamiellophyceae; Mamiellales; Bathycoccaceae. The transcript has a single exon. Gene Ontology annotation, molecular function: transmembrane transporter activity.